Molecule: messenger RNA, 552 nt
Organism: Adineta ricciae
Lineage: Eukaryota; Metazoa; Rotifera; Eurotatoria; Adinetida; Adinetidae
Source: the annotation of a GenBank genome assembly
AUGAACGAAGAAGAACGCGAAGUGCUCAAAUCAAUCUAUGAAUCCGAUCCGAAUUUUACUGUUGUGAAUGAUACCACUUUUCAGUACAAAAUUAUCGUUGAUAAUGACCGUUUUUACAUCGUGGAAAUUCAUUGGCCCGAUAAUUAUCCAGAUGUCAUACCUACAUUCAAUCUUGAUUUGUUCAGUAAUCGGUUGCUAACCAAUGAAUUCAAAACGAAAUUGAUAGAAAAAUUGACAGCCGAUGCUAACGAACAACUAGGCAUGCCAAUGACAUAUACUUUAUUUGAAAGUAUCAAAGAUUUCUCGUUCGAUGGUGAUGUUUUUCAGAAUACUCUCAUAUCGAGUGCAUCGGUAACACUACCAACAACGACAACGGCGGUGACUGCCACUCCGCCUGUCCCGACUGUGAAAAAAGAGCAAUUGAGUAAAGCACAAAAACGGCGUCAAUGGAAUAAUCGAGUGGUCGGCGAAGAGGGACAAAAGCCUCGUGGCCAUGAUUGGGUGGAUAUUGUCCGACAUUUGUCUCAAACAGGAAAUAAAAUUGAAAGUUAA